GCGUUCCAAAGCGCUACUGCAAUGUCGUUCACUCGGUUCAAUACGAGUUAUACUCAAAAGUAAAACAGUCGGAGUUUUACUUUUCACAGAUCAACCACAUCACAGUAUGAACGUAAGAACACUCAUCCAUCACAGCCCUUCUACUCCUCUGCUCAAGCCGUGGCGAGACUCUUUCCUCUCGCAAAUAUAUCCUCCAUCCUACCUACGAAGUAGGAAAACUCUUUGCUGAAAAAUAUAUCAAAAUUAAUUAUACCAAAAUUUUGAAACGAUAUCAAAACGUGUGACCUGUGAUGUCGUCACCAAUUUUGUCGAGUACCCAUACUGGCAAUUCACGCGGUACUCCCCCGUCCGGAUGCCAGAUAUCGAAUCAACAUUGACUUCGCCUGUGUACCUGGUCGACGGCUUGCAGUCCCAGUCGUAUCUUUCGGCCACUGGGCGGCUCGGCGGUCCGGCUGGUCAGUGCCACGUCAGCAACAGUGCCACGUCAGCAGUGCCACGUCAGCAAGUGCCACGUCAGCAGUGCCACGUCAGCAGUGCCACGUCAGCAACAGUGCCACGUCAGCAACAGUGCCCCGUCAGCAACAGUGCCACGUCAGCAACAGUGCCAUGUCAGCAGUGCCACGUCAGCAACAGUGCCACAUCAGCAGUAACAGUGCCACCUCACAGUGCCACGUUAGCAGUGCCCCGCCACCAUGACGGGCGCAGCUCUGGCAUGCCAGGCCAACUGGCCAACGAGUCUAUUGCCGACUACAAACAGCGGUUCCAGACUCAACUCGCACUCAUCGAGGCUGAGGAACAGCGCCAGCUGGCAGCCGAGGCUGCCCGCCUACAGGCUGAAGCAGCGGCAACAGCUGAGAGGCAGCGGCUUCAGGCCGAAGCAGAUGCAGAUACCCAGGCACGCCGCAAGGAAGCCCAGGAUCUGCUGCAGCGGCAUGAAGCCGCCAACAUCGAAAGACUCAAGUAUUGGCACUUUGAACCAUCUGAAGGGCACGACGACGCGACACCGGAGGAACAGCACAGGGAAUUCAUGGCCAAACUCGUGACUCGGUUGGUUUACACUUGUAACCACCUGCAGUCCGAGCUGGCGAACCUCCAGCGAGCCGUGCGGAACCACAAGGCUCAGCACGAGGAUGCAGCACGGGCACUUGACUCCCGUGUACAGGACUUGGAGCAGACUGCACCAAGACCGGAGGCUGGCGAGUCCAGCAAUGCACCCUCUGCCCGCCAACUGGAGGAAUGCUUCGAUCAUGUAGUGGCAAUGCUAGGUGACAUCAGCACCUUCGCAGCGCCAGCCACCAUCAGCCAGCAGCUGGACACACUGAAGACCGAGAUCAGGCAGCGACAACAGCCGUCUGACCACGAUCGCAGCACCGGCACGGCAAAGCAUUACAAGAUGCCGACGUUCCGGAUCGAGAAGUUUGAUGAUUACACACAUCAGGACCCGGUCGUCUGGUGGCAAGGAUUUAGAACAGAGUUGGGGAUUCAUGAGAUCUGGCUCAGCCAUAUGGCAACCGUCCACGGCGUCGAGGUCUUCGACCUACACACGAAGGUCUCCUGGGAGGAUCUGACAAAGGAAUGGAAGAAGCGGUUCAUCGUUGACGACGCCCCGACGCUCGCCAUCAACCGCAUCUUCACGAUGGCUCAAGGAAACACAGCGACAUGUGAUUGGCUCACGGAUUGGCAGAAGAUCGUGGCGACGCCCGAUCUGGACUUACCAUUUCCGCAUCUGCUUCGGGAGUUCUACAACCGGUCAUGCGCCGCUUUGAGCCUCGCACUUGGUGAUCACGAGCAGUACAACACCUUCGGUGAAAUCAUCAACAAGGAGAGGGAGAUCAUCCAGACAAACAGGGCAGUUGCACACGAGAAGUUAGCGUGGCAGCCAACCUAUGUGGAGAAGGUGAAAACUGGUCCACGACCGCAGCAGUUCGCUGCAGUCCAAUCGGACAACAUUGUGGAAGACCCGGCAUCCACCCAAGCGUCACGUGAGGGAGAUCAGGUGGCUGCUGUCCAGCCGCGAAGCAACAACAAGUCCCGAGGAAACGGAAAGGCGAAAACCGCAUCGCCGACCGGAAACGGACAGCCAGCACCAUGGGUCAAGUUUCACUUGACCGAGGCCGAGUACAAGUACCGCGGCUGGAUUCGGCCUAGCUCAUCGCCAUACGGUGCUCUUGUUCUCUUCGUUCGGAAGAAGAACAAGGAUUUGCGGUUGUGCAUCGAUUAUCGCAAGCUCAACGCGCAAACAAUCAGAAACGCCGGCCCUCUUCCACGCAUCGACGACCUUCUCGAACGGCUGGGCGGCGCCAAGUUCUUCUCCAAGUUGGACCUCAAGUCGGGAUAUCACCAACUCGAAAUUCGCAAGGAGGACCGCUACAAGACCACGUUUAAGACGCGAUAUGGGCAUUUCGAAUGGCUGGUCAUGCCAUUUGGCCUUACGAAUGCCCCGGCCACUUUCCAAGCGGCUAUGACAACGGAGCUCCGACACAUGCUGGAUCGAUUCGUACUUAUCUACCUCAACGACAUCCUAGUGUACAGCCGGAGUUUGGACGAGCAUGUGGAACACCUGCCCACUGUUUUGGAGCGGCUACGACAAGCCAAGUACAAAGCCAACCGCAACAAAUGCGAAUUCGCGUGGCAGGAGCUGGAGUACUUGGGACAUUAUGUGACGCCGCAAGGCAUCCGUCCGCUUGCGGACAAGAUCGAGGCCCUCCACGUAUGGCCCGAGCCCACCAACACCACGGACGUACGUUCAUUCAUGGGGUUAGCGGGCUACUAUCAGCGAUUCAUCACCGGAUACUCAAGGAUUGCUGCACCUAUGAAGAGAUUACAAUCGCCAAAGGUGCCAUUCGUAUUCGAUGACGACGCAUGCCGGUCAUUCCAAGCACUUAAGACGACCAUGCUCAUGGCUCUCGUCCUUAGCAUCUAUGACCCCACCCUGCCUACGAGAGUGACAACUGACGCUUCCGGCUAUGGCGUUGGGGCAGUCUUGGAACAACACGACGGCGACGACUGGCACCCUGUGGAGUAUUUCAGCCACAAAGUGCCUCCCAUCAACUCACUUGAUGAUGCAAGGAAGAAGGAGCUGCUCGCGUUCGUGAUGGCUCUCAAGCGAUGGCGGCACUUCCUCCUUGGGCGUCGUAGGUUCACAUGGGUUACGAACAACAACCCACUGACUUACUACAAGAUGCCGGAUACGGUGAGCAGCACGAUCGGACGAUGGAUGUACUUCGUCGACCAAUUUGACUUCACACCGAAACAUCUUUCUGGCCUCUCCAAUCGCGCAGCAGAUGCACUCUCGCGAAGACCUGAUCUUUGCGCUAUGACACAUCAUGCCUUCGCAUUCGACGAGGAACUUCAGCUACACUUCAUCCAAGGCUAUGAGUCUGAUCCGGAGUUCGCCACGUUGUAUGUGCAGCUAUCUUCGGAUCACCCUCCGGCCAGCCAUUACCGCAUUGCCGACGGGUACUUGCUCCUCCACUCGAGAGGCAAGGACUUAUUGUGUGUGCCACGAGACCGUCGUCUUCGGACUCACCUUCUCGGGGAGUACCAUGACUCGCCACUCGCUGGCCAUUUCGGAGUCAAAUGCACCAUUGCACGGCUUCGACAAUGAUUCCGAUGGCUCAACCUCAUUACCGAUGUCACUUGGUAUUGCGAAUCUUGCGAAGUUUGCCGACGGAGCAAGCCCCGCAA
Chara braunii is the source of this 3687-nucleotide messenger RNA. Lineage: Eukaryota; Viridiplantae; Streptophyta; Charophyceae; Charales; Characeae. The record is from the annotation of a GenBank genome assembly.